ACUGCCAAUAGGAGAGAAGAAGUCUGCCUGGCACACCAACCGGAUCUCCGCGCAGAGCAGAAGCUCAUGGGAUGUGGGCUCUUGAAACGAUGUAGCUCACAAUUAGGAGGGAACAGCACUCACCCAGCAGCCCCUUCCUGCCAUGGACUGAACAAGUGUCAUUUUUCUCUGCCACCAACCCAGUUACAGGGAAACAAAACGGAUACUGUAGUUAGUUAUCUAGAAAGGGGCACCCACAGGGUUAAGUCACAUUUGUCACUAACCAGUUAAUACUGAGCUCAGAACCAGAGUCCACUAACACUCUUCCACUAUAGACUCUCCUGCCUGGCACAGCACCACCAGCCAUAACUACGUACAACAUGCACUGGCACAGCAGCUGUAAGGCACCACCAGCCAUACCCAGUCUAAUAACUAUAGCCAGUCCAACAUGGCUGGUGCCCGGCAAGCUCACAGUGCUGUGGCAUGUGCCGCCAUAUAAAUGUCUCGGCUCCUUAUAGAAAAGGCUCAGGGCACAAUAGGAAAAGGUUGAGAAGAAGAGCCUUUGCGGGCAGUUUGCCAGUUACAACCAUGGCCAGUGGGGUGGUACCAAUGCCAGGCAGCAGUUUACAGGAUGCCCAGCCACAUCGGCUACAGACGUGAAUACAUUUUGGAGAUUUUUAAAUGGGCCACAAAUGCCAUUUAUAAAAUUACCUGAGUGUCUGUGGCAGGACAGUUAUUAGGGGAGUUGGCCCAGCCAUAUGUCGGCACAAUGUGACCCAGUGCCAGACGUGAUCUCACGGAGCAAAGAAAGCGACUCAUGCCGCCUCUUCCUCCCACACAGCAGCCACAUUAACCACUUUCAAGACCAUGGGGGCAGGGAGAAGUGCAAGCUCUUUGGGGCAGAUCACAAGAACGCAAUUCACAUGCACAGACCAGGCAGCCAAUCUCCUGUCAAAUACUUUACUCAUGAUCAAGUGGACGGUACAAUCAACUCCCAGCACCCCAGUUACAACUCCUGGAACACCAGCAGAAUGCCAAGAAGUAGCGCCAAGUUCUAGCAGCCACCCAGGACCCUCACAGAGCCAAUAAGGACCCAGCCCUGGGACAUAUAGACGCUGGCAUUCCUAGAACAGAGAGGCCCCCCCCCCCAACUAUACAGCGACUAAGCCCACUCACAAUCUGCCCCUCCAGGGGAUAAAGCACAAGGCUCUGCCCCAGUGAAUUCCCCAAUUAUGGGAGAUAAAUUGCCUCCAGCGAUGGAGAAGAGUACUCCUCCAAUAAGGAGUGAGGAAAAGCAACAACUUUUUGCUGCUACUAAGGCAGAGAUGGAAAAGGAGAAAGGGGAUACCAUCACGGCCAAGAGAACGAUGGACAUCAGCGCUGAAAAGGAAAGUGGGAGAAAAAGGAAGAAAAAGGUUAAACAUCAGUGCAGUGACAACAUCAUGGAGGAGGAUUAUACGGAAAAAGAAAAGAAGGAAAGAAAAAGACCACGAAAUGAUGAGGACCCCAUCAAAACAGAGGAAGCAGGAAGUGAGCAGAAGAGGCCCCACCAAGAAGAAGAAGAAGUUCCUCUCCAUGUUGCAGUCAGCACGUGUAAGAUCCACGCAUUGCUUGGGAUUGGUUCCUUUGGCAAAGUGAUGUUGGCAUCUCUGCCCAACAAGAGCCAGCAGGUGGCCAUAAAGGUCAUAAAGAAGUGCUGCCAGGACCAACUUAGUGAAACCCUCACUGAGGCUCACGUGCUGAAGAUGGCUGCUGGAUGCCCAUUCCUUUGUCAAGGAUAUGGAUCCUUCCAUACUCAGCGUCAUGCUGUUAUGGUCAUGGAGUACAUCAGCGGAGGGACCUUGGAUCAAAAGAUUCUGGAUUCAGGACUUCUGAAGAUGAACUCAGUAAAAUUCUACGCAGCGGAGAUGGUUUGCGCCCUUCAGUAUCUCCACUCAAAUGGGAUUAUCCAUCGAGAUUUCAAAGCAAAUAAUGUCCUAAUGACCAACAAAGGACAUAUUAAGAUUCUCGACUUUGGAAUGGCGGUUGAGGGCAUCUUUGGAGAGAAAAAAGCCAGAGGAGUAGUAGGGACAUUGCCCUACCUGGCCCCUGAGGUAAUCAGAGAUGAGGAGUAUGAUGCAGGAAUAGACUGGUGGAGCCUUGGAAUCACCAUAUAUAAGAUGGCCACCGGAUCUCAUCCAUUCGGCUUGGAAAAUGAUUUGUCAAACUUCACCAACGACAUUCUCUAUAAGGAGCCCUACAUUCCAGAAUGGCUGACCAAACAACUGCAAGAUCUCCUGCGAAAGCUACUGACGAAAGAUCCUAAGAAGCGACUUGGCCGCAAUGGGAACAUUCGGAAGCACCCAUUUUUCUGUUCCAUCGAUUGGGUGAACCUAGAAAAGCUGAAUGUACCACCCCCUUCCAAACCAAAAACAGUGCCAUCGGUGGAUUUCGGCAAGACAAUUGAAGAGCCGCUGUCAUUGUUGGAGUCUAUAAAAUACAAGAUGUCUUCAGAAUGCCUCACGCCGUCAUCCGAGUUGGAGCACCCAAGCCAUUGUUGGACAUCCAGGAAUCUCUGCCAUUGUCAGGCCCAACCAAUGGCCAUCAACUCUCCAUACCAUCCGUUUCCAUUUGGUCCUUUUGGCUUCUCCGCCCAGCCUUACACUGCAUAUUGGCCUCAUGUCGGCUUCUACCAACAGCCUUUUCCAUCAGUUCCUUAUAAUCUCCAUCCUUUCCUUGGUCCUGUUAUUAGACCUCCGCCAGUUUCAGUCUUAGUCCCAGUUUAUCAUAACCUGCCUCUUGAUGUCGUCAACACCCCUUGGCCUUUUCCAUCACACCUGCAGUAACCAUCGUCCUUUGGCUCUAUCAUUGGCCCUUAACAUCUUGAGUCUCUGGCCUUUGUCACUUUUCCCUAACGCUUAUUUUUGACCCUUCGUUGUUAAUAACACUUGUUCUUUCCAUCUGCCUCUAGCCUUUUCCAAUGGCUACUGUCUCAGGCCCAUUACAUCGGCCUUUUCCAUCACUCACUGUUUCUGCAGUGACCCAUUCAACCGCCUUUACUUCUAGCCCUUACCACCGGGUACUGUCUCUGGCCCUCACCAUCAGCCACAACAGUGGCCCAUUCCAUUGGCCUUCACCUCUAGCCCUUAACAUCGGCUGCUCUCUCUGGCCCUCACCACCGGCCCCAACACUGGCCCAUUCCAU
Molecule: messenger RNA, 3162 nt
Organism: Xenopus laevis (African clawed frog)
Lineage: Eukaryota; Metazoa; Chordata; Amphibia; Anura; Pipidae
Product: protein kinase C delta type-like
Exons: 10
Coding region: 1212-2804 (530 amino acids)
Source: RefSeq, a predicted model, not a curated record